Messenger RNA from Pogonomyrmex barbatus (red harvester ant), 975 nucleotides. It is a transcript of the gene eEF1beta, whose product is annotated as elongation factor 1-beta. The record is from RefSeq and is a predicted model, not a curated record. Lineage: Eukaryota; Metazoa; Arthropoda; Insecta; Hymenoptera; Formicidae. Gene Ontology annotation, cellular component: cytosol; eukaryotic translation elongation factor 1 complex. Gene Ontology annotation, biological process: translational elongation. Gene Ontology annotation, molecular function: translation elongation factor activity; guanyl-nucleotide exchange factor activity.
CUGUGGCCGGAACAAACGUCACGUCACUGCUCUCAAGUUACCUCAAAUCGAGUACGCGAACCGGGUUCGGAUCCGUCGCCGCGCGCAGCUCUCUCUUCCGGCGACCAGACGAAGGGAUCUCCGUUACUGACUCGUCGAACUCACGGUUAACUAUUUACUCGCCUGGAACACGUUUUCGCCAUGGCCGUCGGUGACCUGAAGACCGAUAAAGGUGUCGAGGAUCUCAACACCUACCUCGCUGAACGCAGUUAUAUCGAGGGGUGGCAACCAACUCAGGCUGAUGUUGCAGUACUUGAGGCAUUGGAAAAAGCACCGACAUCUUCAAAUCCUCAUGUACUCCGUUGGUAUAAUCACAUAAAAUCCUACGAUCUUAAGUCACUUCCCGGCGAAAAGAAAGCACCUGCCAUCUUUAGCACUACUGGUGCCCCAACUUCGUCUACAGGGAAAGCAAACGAUGAUGAUGAUGACUUAGAUCUAUUUGGUUCAGAUGAAGAGGAAGAUGCAGAAGCCGCAAAAAUUAGAGAGGAAAGGUUAAAGGCAUACGCGGAGAAAAAAUCAAAGAAACCUGUGGUUAUUGCCAAAUCGAGUAUUGUCUUGGACGUGAAAAGUUGGGGAGAUGAAACCGAUAUGAAGGAAAUGGAAAAUGCAGUAAGAUCGAUUCAGAUGGACGGUCUUGUUUGGGGUGCAUCAAAACUUGUUCCGGUGGGUUAUGGUAUAAAUAAAUUACAAAUAAUGUGUGUUAUAGAAGAUGAGAAAGUGUCAGUAGAUUUGCUGAUUGAACAGAUUCAAGAAUUUGAGGAAUUAGUUCAAUCUGUAGACAUUGCUUCGUUCAACAAGAUCUAAGGAACAAAUACAGCUCAUUACUUUUACUAUUGGAUUAAUAAAUAUUAAUUGUUUGUAUAUAUACAAUUUGUUACUCUCUUAAUAUACCCGAAGGAUUCCUUACAAAAGUAAUACAAUGCUACUGAAACUUCA